Molecule: messenger RNA, 2848 nt
Organism: Chinchilla lanigera (long-tailed chinchilla)
Lineage: Eukaryota; Metazoa; Chordata; Mammalia; Rodentia; Chinchillidae
Gene: Wdcp
Product: chromosome unknown open reading frame, human C2orf44
Exons: 4
Coding region: 101-2245 (714 amino acids)
Molecular function (GO): kinase binding
Source: RefSeq, a predicted model, not a curated record
CGGAGCGGGUCCGGCCCCCUCCCAGCUAUCAGAGGACUGUGGGCCGACACUUCCGGUAGCUGCGCAGGAGCUCCGAUCAAGAUCACUGUUGUCAGAAAGGAUGGAGUUAGGAAAAGGGAGAUUGCUCAGGACUGGACUGAACGCAUUGCAUGAAGCCUUACACCCCACCCACGGGCUUGCCUGGACCAAUGGAAAUCAAGUUGUCCUGACUGAGUUACAGCUUCACAGUGGAGAGGUCAAGCUUGGGGACUCCAGAAUCCUUGGUCAGUUUGAACACGUCUGGGGCGUCUCCUGGGCCCCUCCUGACCCAGCUGGCAUGCCCGCUCUGCUUGCUGUCCAGCAUAAGGACCGUGUAACCGUGUGGCAGCUGUGUCCCACCACUACAGGGUCAAGCAAAUGGCUGAUGUCUCAGACCACCGAGAUUAGAGAGUCUCUCCCUGUCCUUCCCCAGGGCUGUGUGUGGCACCCGAAAAACACUGUCCUAACUGUGCUGACUGCACAUGAUGCCUCCGUCUUCCCCAGUGUUCACUGUGACAGCUCCCGGGUGAGGGUGGACAUCGGCACCCAAGGCCGCAUUCACUGUGCAUGUUGGACCCGGGACGGCCAGAGGCUCGUGCUAGCAGUAGGCAGCUGCCUUCAGUCUUACGUCUGGGCCAGUGCUCAGAAGACACUUCACAGGUGCUCCUCCUGCCCCCUCUUCAAUGUGGACAGCCGUGUCUGCUCCAUCAGGGCCACUGUGGGCUCAGAGGUUGCUGUCACCACGGAGCUUCCACUAGCUAAGAUUUGUAGCUUAAAUGCAUCUGACACCGUUGAUGUCCCAACUAAUGGUGAAUACGCUGGUCUGCACAUUUCUCCAGCUGGUAGUGAGAGGUCCUCUGUGGAUGAGGAGGCAGCUGCUUCUGAAACAGAUUCUGAAGUACCAGCUUCUCCUUCCUUUUCAGAUCUUCUGGAUCUGACUCAUUUACAUUUCAGCCGACCCUGGUCUGAGGGAAGUGCUCUUAUUUGUCUAAGAAAAAAGGACUACUUGACAGGAACGGGCCAGGAUUCCUCUCAUUUGGUCCUUGUGACCUUUGGGAAAGAGGUUACCACGGCCAGAAAAGUCAUUAUUCCAGGCAUUCUAGUUCCUGAUCUGAUAGCAUUUAAUCUCAAAACACAGGUAGUGGCAGUGGCUUCUAAUACUUGUAAUAUAAUUUUGAUCUAUUCUGUCACUUCGUCUUCAAUGCCAAAUGUCCAGCAGAUUCAUUUAGAGACUGACGAAAGACCAAAAGGCAUAAGUUUCAUGACAGACAAACUAUUACUAAUUUUGGUAGGAAAACAAAAGUCCACUGAUGCGGCAUUUCUUCCUUCAUCAGAGUCUGACCAGUAUGUCAUUCGCUUGGUUGUUAGAGAAGUCAUGUGGGAAGAAGAAUCCUCGGUAACAUCUAAUGAAACCCAGAGUGCUGAUGCCACUUUCAAUGGUCUGUUAAACAAAGCAAAUGGAAAAAAGUUAAUUGAAAGUCUUUCCCCAGUUUAUUGUCAUCAAAACAGAGAGCUCUUGUUAACAGCAAACACCAAUAGUCCGGGUACAAAGCCUGGGAAAACUCUUAUUGAAGAAAUUAAAAGUCCCCCUUCCAGUAUCCUGGAUGGUUCCAUUGCCCUGGAAACACUGCAUAGGGCUUCCUGGGCCCAGGGAGUACUGCCCAGACUCACCAGCAUGCCAGAACCUCCAAAUGUUCCUCAAAGAGAGAAAUUGGGGAAGGAAACUAGCCAACUAACUAAGGACCUGGAAAUUUUAUCUAGGAACGUGACUGAAAUACAGCAAUGUCUUUUUGAACUCAGGGAUUUUCUAUACAAUAGGAAGAAAUUGUCUCCAGUAUAUCCCUCCUCUAAGGAUCCCCCUUAUGUUCACAUCAUUUACCAGAAACCUAGCUAUGUGGGUCCUGUUGAAAAAAGAGCGGUGCUUCUCUGCAGUGGCAAACUGAGGCUCGGUGUGAUUCAGCAGAUGUUUGGUCUCUCUCUCGUUGAAAUGCUGCACGACUCUCACUGGAUCCUGCUCUCUGCUGACAGCGAAGGCUUCAUUCCUUUAACUUUCACAGCCACCCAGGUGCUCAUUGUGCGGGAUGGUGGCCCGCCCAGCUCCGAGGUCUCCAGGGACUCUCUUUCUCACAGCCAGGACCCUGCCCCUUCUUCCAAAGGCUGUGGAGACCUUGCUGCGCGGAACCAGGACACCCCCAGCUGUCCUCGCCGCAUGGAUGGUGCGGCCUGAUCCCUGGUCCCCGUGAGACUGAGGAGCAGGUCGGGCUGCACCAUGGACUCCGGGGAGUCUCGAAGUGUCACAGGGGAAGCACUGUGGUCGGGGCUCUGCCGUUCUUCCCUGGGCUGCGGCAUGCUGGCCGGUGGCAGCACUCAGUGUCUCUGUGAGAUGGCUCAGAAAGCGGUCGCUUUCGUGUUUGUGACCCUGGAGUUGCAUCUAAGGGCGGAGCUCCUAGGGCAGAGCCACACUGAUGCCCUGUGACUUGUGUUUUACGGUUUCUCCGAGGCUUUGUGUCCCUUGUCCAAAGCAGUGUUAAUGCCGUAUUAGGGUCAGCACUGUCGCUCAUCUUAGCUCUAAGACGAGGGCCAGGUGUGCUGUGCGGAGCAGUGAGCAUAUGCUGCAGCGUGUUUCCAGCCUCAGAGCAGCAGGAAUCAGUAGCAUGCAAAGGAGGCCAAACACUGACUUCUGCCGCCAGGGGUUCCUGGUGCUGGAGGUGGUUCUGACAUUGGCCUUUCCUCCCAGGAUUUAAACCUAAUGCUGUGCCUGCCUGUAAUCCCAGCACUCGGGAGGCUGAGACAAGGGGAUCGCUAUGAGUUUGAGGCCAGCCUGGGCUAC